AUGCCGCUGACCUUUGCUUUACAGGCGCUACUGGUUCGCCAUGAAGCCUACGUUGCCGAUUCGGAGCGCGAGCGCCGGCAGAUGGCUGCCACUAUCGAGGCCCUGGAGAAGGAGAAGCUGGAACUGGAGGAGCGCAAUGCCGAAACCAUCAAGGCGAAUCGCGGUCUUCUAGACCAGCUGGAACAGCUCAACGCAGCUGUCACCGCCUCGGAUGCGCACGUACAGGCACUCACAAACACGUUACACUCGGCUGAGGAGGAAAUCCAACGUCUUUCAUCGCUUGCUGCGCGCACCCAGGAUCUGGAACGACAGCUGAUAGAUUUGGAGCGGGAGCAGGCAUCGCUGCAAGGAGCUCUGGAGACGAAGAUCGGCGACGAGCGCACCGCUGUGCAAAGAUGGCGGAGAGCGGAGAAGAUGAUUGGAGACCUACAGGACCAGAUCGACCGGAUUGAAGCUGAGGCCAGGGAGGAGCGGGAGCGGCAUGUUGAGAUCGUUGCGCGCAUGGAGAGGCAGAUGGCUGUGGGUGGGGAGUUGGCUGCGACGGGCGGCCGAUUGAAGGCGAAGGCGAGUCGGGAGGCGGGCGAAACCAGCGUUGUCUCACAUUUCGUCAAAGAUAUCUUACUGGAUAACGCAAAUCUGCAGCAUGGUAUUCUGGAACUACGCGAGAUGCUGCAGAAUUCGAAUGAAGAGGUGGAGCGUCUAAGAGAGCAGCUACAGGUUCAUCAGCCAAUCUCGCCAACGAAGGAGGAUGCGCCGACGUCAACGGCGCUGGAUAAAGAGUUGGGAACCGAACCAGUGUUCAACCAAGCCCUACAUAUCCAUCAUCACUACCAUGGGGCAGUGCCGAAGAAGGAGGCAGCCAAAAUUCCGGUGCAGCGUCGCACGCGAAAGAAGCGCCUGAAUCUCCCACCAGGAAAAGGGCUCCCUCCCAGACGUUCCGAUGUAUCCUCGACUGCUACCAUUCUCUCACAGACGGCCGUUACAGUGCCUCCGAACAUCCAUCGAUGGUCAAACGCGACGACGCUAGCAGCGUCCUCCGCCCCUGGAUCGCCCCUAUCUGCCUCUCACCGCGGAUCCAUCUAUGAGCGAGUCUUCAGCGAUGUAGCCUACGACUCAUCCCGACCCACCAGCCCUUCUGAUAGCCUUAACCUAACUUCACCAAUCUUCGAAAACAACCGCUGCGAUGACGAUCCGGUUGACAGCCGCGAACUGCUCCCUUCCAAACGAAUGUCGCAAAGACUGAAGCCUCCUAGCCUGGCCACUAUUCGCAGCGCUUCGUCCCCUAUCUCCUUGACCACAAAGUCAAGCCCUGCGUCCGCCAUUAUUUCUGCGGCCAGUCCACCGGACUCACUCUCUAACGACGUAUUCGUCCUAUCCCCUUCACUGCACGCCACGAUACCCGAGGAAAACGAGGACGGUUCCACAAAUGAUAUCAACUCAUUCAGCGAGCACCCUCCCGACUCAGGUCCUCCGCCGGACAACACCAUUUCUCCCAUAUCACCUGCCUUCCCCCCUCUACGACGCCCCGCCUCCCACGAAUCCCUCAUCUCUAUCUCCGGCAUGGACAUCCACACCCUCCAAUCCCGCCCCUCGCAACUCCUCUUCUCCACCUCCCCGCGCCUCGCUUCCCCUCUAUCCAGUACCUCGCCUCAACCGGUACUUACACCGUGGACGGCAACCGCCACACCGAGCCGGCUGUCCCGCCGAUACGACAUCGACAGCAGCACCCUGUACGGCUCGCUCAUCGAUCAACACCGCGGCGCGGGCCGCACUCUUCACAAGACGGCGUCGACGUCCAAACUCGGCAAGAAGGUCGGAGGGUGGGUGUUUGGGAAAUGGGGCGCUGCUCCGGCACCAGCUACAGCAGCGUCAAGUAGUAGUACCAAUCCUUCAAUGUCUGUGGCGGCAGCAAACGCCAAACGUACGGCACCACCACCGGCGAAAAGCACACCAGCACCACCAUUGAAAAUCGCACCAGCGCCAGCACCACCCGCACCAAUCCGCUUCAGACCGCCGGGUAUCAAUCAGACGGGCCCGCUGCUGGGGUUCUUCGACGCCAUUCCGCCUACGCCGGUGAAAGUCGUGGUUACGGAUUUGGAUACUGAGGCGUUGGGGGAGGCGUUGAGGGAGGAUGGGGUGAGAUAA
Messenger RNA from Westerdykella ornata, 2145 nucleotides. RefSeq lists its product as uncharacterized. Bases 1 to 2145 code for a protein of 714 amino acids. The record is from RefSeq and is a predicted model, not a curated record. NCBI's taxonomy places the organism in Eukaryota, Fungi, Ascomycota, Dothideomycetes, Pleosporales, Sporormiaceae. The transcript has 2 exons.